Molecule: messenger RNA, 2808 nt
Organism: Sclerotinia trifoliorum
Lineage: Eukaryota; Fungi; Ascomycota; Leotiomycetes; Helotiales; Sclerotiniaceae
Source: the annotation of a GenBank genome assembly
GAUGAACAGGGUGGAGUCAAAUCUUUCGCACAAGCAUAUUACAUAUUACUGUUAGUAGGUAUGAUCAAUCAAUAUUCGUACUUCAUAUAUUAAAAAUGCCUCUCUCUCUUUGUUGCUCCUUGCAUCAAUUUAUCUUCACUCGAAAAACUAUGCUUCUGCUUCAUUCCCCUUCGCAAUACUACCAAAUGAAUUAUUGUGAAUAAUUUAAAUCAACAUGCAAUAUGUUAUUGCACACUUUCGCCUUGAAAAAGGGCAAAGAAGUGGCUGCUCAUAACGUGAGUCAAUCCCCUUUCUGUGGUGUAACAUUGCUAAACUUCUACAAGAUUCAAUCAUUAACAAAACGCGGGAAUUGUCUCAGUCAAAGCAAUGAUAAACGGCGCACAUAUACUUCCAAUCAAUCUGCCGCGAGUCGAGUAAAGGAGGAAUUGGCAAAGGAAACUUGUGAAAAGCUUUCCACUCAACAUCAAGCCAAGAAGAAGGCUAAAGCUAUUGAUAGAGUAGGUUCAUGCCAUUGAACCAUUCAAUUGAGAUGCUUACCAGCUUAGGACUUCUUUCUAUCCGUCCUUGGAUCUUCUGCAACUAAACGAGAAGCACGUUCUUACAUUCAAAACUUCAAGCCACCAAGUACCGCUCCUACAAAAUCGAAAAUUCAAGAAUCUACCCAACAAAAUUCAACUGAAAAUGGGGCCAACUUGGGAAGUAUUUAUACAGUCACAAGAGCUGUGGCAGAUAGUCCAAAGUUUGUACAGCAACCAGUGCUACCAAAAUCCACACCAGAAGGACCGCUAUUACACGUUGCCUUGGUCAAAAUUAGAGCUCCGCAGCUGCUAGAUGAUGAAACAUUGAGUGGGAUUGGGAAAACAUUAUCAAGAUUAAGCAGGCUUGGAUUAGUGAGUACUGUUGUGGUGGAUUGUGAUGAUGGAAGCGAUACUUUUUUGAAAAUUUCCAAUAGCGAAUGGAGAAAUAUGGUUAAAGAGCAGGCAGCUCGUGUUGUGGCUGCCAUUGAUGCGUCUGGAACAGAAGCACGACUCGUGGACAAUGUGAUAGGAAUUGCAGAGGAGGGAUCCGAUUUCGGACAGCGGCCUUAUUUGAAAGACAGGGUACAUGUGACACUUAGGGAGCUAUUGAUGACACCUUUGAGACGAGGAGUACUUCCUGUUAUUCCUUCAAUAGGACAUACGGAUAUCACUCAGACUGUAGUAUCAGCCACAGCUAAUGAUGUUGUCUUGGCUCUCACUCGGGAAUUUGCAGGAAUAUGGUCUUCUGAAUCACCGGAUGAACAUCCGAAAGUUGUCAAGGAACGACUACAAGCCUUACGAAGUGAGGUUUCACUUGAUCGUUUAAUCUUAGUUGAUCCCCUUGGCGGUAUCCCGGCGUCCGAUCUGAAAAAUGGUUACCAUGUUUUUUUGAACAUGGAACAAGAAUAUGAAUUGGCGAAGCAAGACCUUAUAAACAGAGGAGGAAUGUAUAUUGAAACGUCCCAGAAACCAACACUACAUGAAGCAAGCCUGAAUUCCAGCGUUGGCAAUGCAAUCCCCCUUUCCAAUUUUACCGAAAACAAACCUGGCGACCUUGAAGGUUCACCCCCGCUCCAAAAAGGAUCACUUGCGAAGCAUGAUCCAACAAUGAAAUUUCAUUUAGAAAACUUAGAAUUGGUUCGAAGUACUUUGGCCCUAUUGCCGCCUAGUUCUUCUGCUCUGAUAACUACACCUGGUGAAGCGGCGAAUUCAGAAAAACAACCAGAAUUUAAGGCAGCCGGGGUCGGCACACGACGACAACGAAAUCCACUAAUUCAUAAUCUACUUACAGACAAACCAGCGUUUUCUUCAUCACUUCCUGUUGGAAGACUGGGACCGAUGGAUAAGAACGAACCAAUUUCCUUAUCAACGAAAUUUGCUCCAACCACUUUUGCGAAACAUGGUAUGCCAGUGACCAUUUUGCCAGAUCCAAAAACUACUACUUGGCAACCACCUAUCGCUGGUGUCCCUCAGAUAAGCUUAACAGAUCCUCAAAUUGAUCUUCCUCGUCUAGUAAAUCUAAUUGAGGACUCUUUCAAUAAGAAACUUGAUGUCCAGCAUUAUCUACGACGUGUCAACAGUCGUAUAGCUGGAGUUAUCAUCGCUGGCGAAUAUGAAGGAGGAGCAUUGCUGACAUGGGAGCUUCCACCUGGAGUUCCUGAUGACGGGAGUGAAGAAAGUCGAAAACGGAUGGUACCAUACCUUGAUAAAUUUGCUGUUCUAAAGAAAAGCCAAGGAUCUGGCGGCGUUGCGGAUGUCGUUUUUAAGUCUAUGGUUCGGGAUUGUUUCCCCUCCGGUGUCUGCUGGAGAAGUCGCAAGGUAAGAAUUAACCAUUCUUCAUGGUGUUGAUUCGGUAUUAACUAGAAUAUAGGAUAAUCCAGUGAACAAGUGGUAUUUUGAGCGCAGUAGAGCUACCCUGAAGCUAUCUGAUACGAAUUGGACAAUGUUCUUCACGACACCUGAAGAGAGUAUGGAUCAUCAAACUUUCAAAGAUUAUGAGGCUGUGUGUAAGGUGAUUGAACCUUCUUGGGCAGAUAGAAAGGGGAUCCAGGAUUGAACAUGAUAUCUCAGUUUUGGAAGGCUCUUGGACACUUGGAAUUUUCGUAUACUCGAUGAAUGAUGAGGCAAGAGUGGAUCAGGUUUCCUUCAGGUUGGAAGUUUAAAUCUUUGGAAAAGAAAAGGUUGGGGGAUCUUAUCAGCACGGAAAGCUGUAUAUUUUCCCUGCUCACCAAAAAUCAAUUCACUCGAGGUCGCGCAAGUUUUAAAAAGCGGUUAUGGAGGUUAUAUAGUU